This is a messenger RNA of Cottoperca gobio, 798 nucleotides long. It is a transcript of the gene cox4i1, whose product is annotated as cytochrome c oxidase subunit 4I1. The record is from RefSeq and is a predicted model, not a curated record. The transcript has 5 exons. NCBI's taxonomy places the organism in Eukaryota, Metazoa, Chordata, Actinopteri, Perciformes, Bovichtidae. Bases 84 to 596 code for a protein of 170 amino acids. Gene Ontology annotation, biological process: mitochondrial electron transport, cytochrome c to oxygen. Gene Ontology annotation, cellular component: respiratory chain complex IV.
AACCUAAGUUACGUUUUUCCGGCGGUCACAAUCGUACUUCCUUUUAGCCCAUCGGCGGACGUGAUCAAGGAAGAUACAGCAGAAUGCUGGCUGCCAGAGUCCUUCGCCUUGUUGGCAAACGUGCCAUCUCCACGUCUGUCUGUGUGCGUGGAGGACAUGCAGGUGUUGCUAAGGUAGAGGAAUACACUCUCCCUGCAUACUUUGACCUGCGGGAGAAUCCCCUCCCCGAUAUCAGCUAUGUGCAGAACCUGAGUCCAGAGCAGGCGUCCCUGAAGGAAAAGGAGAAGGGCUCCUGGGCUGCACUCUCUGAUGAGGAGAAGAUUGCAUUGUACCGCAUCAGCUUCAAACAGAGCUUUGCUGAGAUGACCCGUGGAUCGUCAGAAUGGAAGACUGUGGUUGCAGGGAUGUUUUUCGUAGUCGGCUUCACUGGCCUGAUUGUGCUCUGGCAGAGAAUGUUUGUGUAUGGACCCGUCCCACGCACAUUUGAUGCUGAGUACAAGGAGAAGGAGCUGCAGAGGGUGUUGGACAUGAGAAUGAACCCAGUGGAGGGCUUCGGAUCCAAGUGGGACUACGAAAACAAGCAAUGGAAAAAGUAAAGGACGAGAGGACCAUAACACACACUUGAAGAAAACGGCAGACCAACUCAAAAAUACAAGAAUACCCAUAUUUCUGUAUUUAUUCAUUGUCCACAUUACCUCAGUCCUAAGGCAUUUUGGAAGACCUCUUCCUCUUAAGGUCAUCGUGUAUUAUAGAAGUAAGAAUAAAAAUGCUUAAACUGAUAACACUUCUCAAUCUUAA